This is a messenger RNA of Xenopus laevis (African clawed frog), 3419 nucleotides long. RefSeq lists its product as uncharacterized. NCBI's taxonomy places the organism in Eukaryota, Metazoa, Chordata, Amphibia, Anura, Pipidae. The record is from RefSeq and is a predicted model, not a curated record. Bases 500 to 3295 code for a protein of 931 amino acids. The transcript is spliced from 7 exons.
CCAGUUGUACCAGUAACAGUAAAUUAUAUUGUCAUUCCCUUUGAACACUUUUAUUUUUUGGUGUUACUUUAACAUCCAAGAAAGUUGGGAGCUUAACCCUCCAGAGGCAAUAAAUAAUUCUCACCAUCUUCACAUUCUUCCAUUAAUAAAAACACCCCUCAGAAACAUUAUGUAAUGGUUACAUUACUACUUUGUGGACAAUUGACUAAAUGCCACAAUGCUUUAUCAUGGAAUACAACAUCUCUUGUCAACUGUAAUAGCGGAAUGGAUUUCUUACUUAGGUUAGCUGAGCCCUGAGGUCUUUUAACUGAUGCAAUCAAUAUUCUUCAUCAUCUGUGAUGAGUUACAUUUUCCAACCACGUGAGCUAAUGUCAACGAGCUACAUUAUCUACGUCAGUGGAUCUCUGCUUCUCUUUAAUGAACUUUUGGGCAUGAAUUUCAUUUCUGUUAGAGGCACAGUUAGAGGAACACUGGGAAAAAAUACAUUUAUGAGAUCAAUAUGCAAAGAAAGACAAGAAAAAUAGGCCUGCCAGAAGCAAGAGCUUCCUGGGAAGAACAAGGUGUUUGUGAAGUGGCAGCUGGGAAGCUGGAAGUCAUGGAAAAGUUCUUCACCCCAUUGCCCCGCCCUGAUCUACGCAGAUCAGUCAAAGACCAAGGAAAUGUGAGAUCAGGUUGGAAUGAAGUCCAAGAACCUUACUAUGCAGAAUCUCUCUCUUCCUCCUCAUCGCCAUCUUCUUCCUCGGCUUGGUCUUCAGAAUGCAACUUUAGAGGUCGGGAAGGAUUCUCAAGAUACCACUCUCACGACCCCCAUUCCCGCUCCUGUAAUGACCUUACUGUGGGAAAGGGGAGGAGAAAUGAUGAUGAUGAUAGGAGGGUUUUCACUGGGAAGUGCAGUGGAAACCUGGUUCCGAGAAGAUCUGAAAGAGAUAGCACAGAAAGACUUUCAACAGGAGCUCAUAGUGCUGGAUCAAACAAUCUGAAGGUCCCUUCUGGGCAUGGACUGGAUGGAGGUCUCCUUGAUGCCAAAGGGACCUAUACGGGAAAUAUGAAAAAUGGAGGCCGUAGAGCACGGUCCAUGGAAGUGCUGUCAGAAAAAGAAACACAAAAAGAACAAAAGAUGUAUAAAAGGAAUAUCAAGGAGGAAAAGCAAAAAUUUUCAAAAUUCCUGGAUGAGAUAACCGUCCAGGUGCUAAGUCCCUCAAACCUGAACUCUUUGGGAGUGAAAGGACAGAAGGCUGGAGCUCAUACACUACUGAAAAACUCAAGUACUGAUAGUUCAGGUUCCAGAGGGAACAAAGGUCACCAUGCACCAGCAGUACAGCAACAGGAUAUCAAGAGGAAGGGUAAAGAAAAAGAAGUAGCUUCAGUUAGGUCAAUACCAGUUGCAGACAGACCAGGCUUAAGAAGGAGUCGAGAUCUGAGUACAAGUCCUGAUUCUGCUUCCUCUGUGGUAUGGAAUAAGGAAAUGGCUGAAUCAAGAUCUGGUGUGACAACUGUAAGGCAUGCACUAAAGAACACUGAAAUUCACAGACAACAUGAUGGCGUUCGGGCAAAGCAGAAACCCAAAGGUGGGAGUCUCUUUGAACCGACAGGGAGAGACAAAAAAGAAGGCCACAAAAAAGGAAAAGCUGUAUUUGAUGAUAAAACACCAAGCAGUAGUGAAUUUACUCCAGAUCAUUCCACACCAGUACCCCUUAUACCUCCUCCAGAUUGGUGGCGAGACUCAGUAACAUCCCAGGCCUCUGAAAAAAAUACGGAUAACUUCAGAGAUACAUCCAAAAGGAUGGUGGAUGAGCUUUCUAACACUCUGAUGAAUGAUCACCAAGAGAAAAGCAAUUCAAUCAAACUGGAGACAGAAAAGGAUUCUCUUAACCACAAGAUCACCGAGCUCCUUGAUCAUUUGGUCCGGGCCCAAAGUACCAUCUGUGCUCUGGAAAAAUUGAAUGUCUCUUCUUUACUUGCCAAUUUACCUCCAAAUAUGCUGGAAAAAGUUACUGCCUCUCAGCAAUCUCCUGAUGGCAGCAGCCAAGUGCAAACAUCUCAGAAUGUAAUCUCCACUAGAAUCUUUUCAGAGGCCUCUCCUCAGGAUAUAUCUGGGAAAGGUUUACAAAGCAAAGUAGAAAAGGAGAUAGUGAAGGUACCAGCUGAACCACGUCUGACUGCUUUCGCCCCUUGGAGCCCAGCAGACAAGUCGUUCCCCAUCCUGCAAUCCCUCUAUAGCUCCACUGAGAGUGAAUGCAGCUUAGAAGAUACUCUGCCUAGUUAUAAACUGCUUUCUCCUCGCUUUCCUAAUCUCGGAGAGAGUUUUUCGGAAGACAGAAAAGACGAAGCUAACUCAUACGAUGGUGAGACCAGAGUCAAGCAAAGAAUGGCCAAUCUUUCUCUUUCAAAUCUUCUGCCAACUCAUCACUUACAUAGCCACUGUACCAGAAUUAGCAGUUCUGAAAGUUCAGGAGAUGACGCCACACUUGGCUGGGGUCAGAUGUUGUCUCAAGGGCCCUCAUUCGACUACCAAUCUGCACAAAAGAUACUUGAUACAUUUCUAGGUUUCACAUCUCCCUUUGAUAAGCAUUCUACAGCCCAGAACAUGGCUGGGUUGCCCAUCACUGAUGCCACACAGACUGUUGCUAAAGCUGUAAAAGCUGACAAAAACAACACAGAACUUGUUCCCAGAUCAAAUCCCAAAAAUGUGUCCAGCACAUGUCAAAGCAAAGAUGCCUUAAAGCUUUCAACUAGAACCUCUCACAAUAAAAGUCCUUCUUCUUCCCCAAGCCCUUUGCAUCACAGUAGAGAUGAUCCAUACCAUCGAAGUCACAUGGUUGACCCCAGAAUGCCACAACUACCUGCUAAAAGGUCCUCUCUUCCAAGAAGUGGAAGAAACAGUUACCCUUCCCCCAAAACAGUGGAGGAAACACGUUUUAGUCCAGUAGGGGUACAAGAGGGAUCCAAUCAGUCUAAAUCAGAGUUCCUUCACCCUUUAGUGUCUGUUUCCACUCCUGGAAAUAUCUCUGAAUAUCACAAUAAUAAUGCUAUGACUGCAUAUGCUCUCCGAAGCCCUACAGGAUCUGAACCUAUCAUCAAAGCCUGGGAUUACCAAGGCUCACACCAGAGUUCAUGGUCAGAAGAAGGUACAGAAAAGAAGCCCAGAAAAGAGAAGACCGUGCAUUUCUACACACUCAACAGUGAUGAACACAAUGGAAAAGGUCAGCUAACCAUAAAGUCCAAGUGUAUGGCUACUAGGUUGGAAGACCAGGGUCUGGGUGAUAGCACUUCAUUGGAUUCAACCCUGCUUUAAAAGGAUUAUCAUGGUGGAGUAUUUUACAUACCGUAUUUGUCCUAUGAUUUCCAGUAGAGAAUUAUUUAUGAACUUCAGUGAACUUUUCUAUACGUUUUUCUGGGUAAAAACAGACAAUGCUUAU